This is a messenger RNA of Hypomesus transpacificus, 3896 nucleotides long. RefSeq names its product fibroblast growth factor receptor substrate 2a (gene frs2a). The transcript is spliced from 7 exons. Gene Ontology annotation, biological process: cell surface receptor protein tyrosine kinase signaling pathway. NCBI's taxonomy places the organism in Eukaryota, Metazoa, Chordata, Actinopteri, Osmeriformes, Osmeridae. The record is from RefSeq and is a predicted model, not a curated record. Gene Ontology annotation, cellular component: cytoplasm; cell-cell junction. The coding region runs from base 536 to 2380 and encodes 614 amino acids.
GCCUGUCUCGCUAUAACACAAACCGUGACUAGCCGCAAUCGACUCGGGCGAGGAGGAUAAGGGACUGGCUUUCCUAGAGUAGCCUAUGUAACUUAACAGGGGUAGUGAUAUCUAUGGUAACAGGAGAGAGGGACGUAUAAUUUCGAGAAGGGGAGAGAGACAAAGAUAAAUACUAUCCAUACAGUUGGUUUUCCAAUAACUUUUUCUGGAACACGGGAGCGACCCGGAUGCAGUCCUGGGACAUCAGCGGAGGAGGAGCAGGCUACUGCUCGGUUCCAACGCGAGGCCCCACCGAAGUGCUGCGCGCUCGCGACGCUGCCGUAGUUGUUGCUGUGCGAUCGAGCGAUUAACAACAAGACAGGGCGACACUUCUAUGAAGAUUCAUGAAGCUUUCUAUUUGUAGCUAGAUGAGGGAGGAGGGGGUCGGCCAUGUUGACCAGGUGAGAUCAGCCUGACUGACUCGAAGCUGGAGAGCCAAUCAGGAACCUCCAUGGCAGGAUCUGGAUCUAGAGGAGAGAUGGAGCACUAAGAAGCCAUGGGAAGCUGCUGUAGCUGUCCUGACACACACUCCCUCUCAGACGAUCAUCACAGCAAGUUCAAGGUGAUCAACGUGGAUGACGAUGGCAAUGAGCUGGGCUCAGGAGUGAUGGAGCUGACAGAUGAGGAGCUGAUCUUACACACGCGCAGACGCGAGCCCGUCAACUGGCCCUACCUUUGUCUGCGGCGCUAUGGCUGUGACUCAAACCUCUUCUCCUUUGAAAGCGGCCGGCGCUGCCAGACUGGACAGGGGAUCUUUGCGUUCAAGUGUGUGCGCGCUGAGGAGAUCUUCAACAUGCUGCAGGAGACCAUGCACAGUAACAGCAUCAGUGUGGUCGAGGAGGCUGUCCUGGAACCUGGCCAGGGCCCCCUGGACCCCGACGCCCCACGCACGCCACGCACGCCCACCACUCCAGGCUACUCAGUACCUACGGUAGCCAAUGGGAUUGCUCGCUACCCGUCGUUUGGCGAGGCCUCCUCCCGCCCCUCCAGUCGCCACCCUUCUAUAGGCAGCGCCAGACUGCCCUCUGUUGGCGAGGAGGCCACACACCCUCUACUGGUCACCGACGACCCGGUCCACACGUACGUAAACACUUCAGGUAUUCAGGAAGACCGACGCUCGCGACCCUGCAGCCACACCCCUUUGGAACUUUGGCUGCCCAAUCUGGACAGCUCCUCCGCCACUCCAGCCAAUCAAGGGACAGAGGUGGAGCCCCAGGUAGUGCUGGAGGGGGAGAGUGUGAAGUUUGUCCUGGGACCCACUCCUGUCCAGAGACAGAAACAGAGACGGGUAGGUGACAGAGAGAGUGGGCCUGGCCCUGGAGGAGUGGAGCCUGGGACUGGAGUUGGAGCUGGAGCUGGAGGUACGGAAGAUGGGGCUGGGCAGAGCGACAGGGAAAGGGAGCCAGGGUUUGGGCUAGGGAAUGAGAGUCUGGAGCCAAACGGCUCCAACGACUGUGUGACCCAGUCUGCCGAAUGUGACACGGGUUACGACAGUGACGAGCGCAAGGACGCCCCUCCCCCUCCGCCGCUUCCCCCCCAAUCAAGCGCCAAGCUCUCUUACGAGCAUCACAACGGCACCAGUCACGUGUCAACUCCCGCCCCCUUCUCCGUGCCUAACCCCGCCCCCCGACGCAACCGCCCCGCCCUCCCUUCCCCCGACUUCUCCCACAACGCCAACAACUCCGCCCAGCGGCGGACGGCGCUCCUGAAUUACGAGAACCUCCCGUCUCUCCCGCCGGUCUGGGAGACGCCCAAGCGCUUCUCGGCGGGAGAGGACGAGGAGGACGAGGAGGAAGACGAGGACGAGGAGUCGUACGGACGACCAAAGACCCUCAACGGCUACCACCGCCGCCUCCAUCAUCGUCCUCACCACCACCACCACCACCACCAUCAUCAUCCGCUCCAGCACCCCCUACUGGACCCCAUGCAUAACUACGUCAACACGGAGAACGUGACCAUGCCGCUUAGCGCCAAGCUGGACUCGGCCCGUCUGCCCCGCAGGGAGGGGGGCGGUGGGGGAGGCGCGGGGCCGGGAGGGGGGACGCCCACCGUCUUUAACUUUGACUUCCGGGGGGCGGGGGGGCUGGACCCUCUCAGGCAGCUGAACUACAUCGAGGUGGAGAUGGAGAAGGGUUCAGACUCCAGCGGGCCUCACACACCUAAGACCCCCACCACCCCCCUGCUGGGGCCCCCCCCGCCACCCCCCGCCCGCCGCACGGAGCUGUACGCCGUCAUUGACAUUGAGCGCACGGCCGCCAUGUCCAGCCUGCAGAAAGCGCUGCCCCGCGACGACGGAACGUCCCGGAAAACCCGACACAACAGCACUGACCUACCCAUGUGACCUGAUGCCCGGUCAUGUGACUGGGGCCACGAAGCACUGUCUUAAUCCUCACUCUCCACCUCCCCCACUCUUUAUUUCACUUUCUUUCCAUUCUCUCCUUCCUACCCACUGUCGGAUGACCUUACAAUCUCUCUGUCCCUUCUGUUUUCUUUCCCUCUUCUUCACCCUCACACAUAUACACCCAUACACACACAAUGCUGUUGAAGGAUGCAGAUGGCUGCCACAUAUUUCCUAUUGCAAACUGUAAUGUAAGUGAAAGCAGCAGUCUUAACUUCCAGCUUGGCUCCACUGUGCCCCUGAGAGCCAGACAAGGGCCGCUACCGUUCCUGUGGCUUUAAAAAGAGCGAACUGCACCUUUUAAUUCAAUGCCUGUGUCUAAUUGGCAGAUUGACAACUUGACCAGGCCAAUAAUAAAGAGUCUUUUUGAAUGAACCUUACCAUUGGUUUAUCACGCUCCCGGUACGAGUACUGAUUUGAGUACUGAUAAUGAUUAGUUCCAGACUUAUAUAAAAAAUAAUGUACUUGCUGGUAUUUACAUAUUUUACAUUGUACACAUCUAGUCACUUUAGCCCCGUACGUACAGGACACGGUUUUAGAGGCAGACCAGGGUCAAAACACAGAAGUGAAAUACCUAUAUUUGAUGUGUGUUUUAUUUACCUCUGUUUGCACUUUUGGGACUGGACCUUUGGUGCCAUUGCACUUCUGUGAACGAAAGCUUUCACUUCUUGUCUCAAGUUCACGGUAAGUAUUUGCAAAUAUUAUUUGACCCUGGUCCGCUAACAGACGAGUCCUUGUUAUCUUAACGACAAGAAACAACAAUUGUUUACUGAGCUCUGCAGUCAUAAACAACUACAGUCCUAGUUCCAAAGUUCUUCAUCUUGCUACCCAUGCAGUUGUAUUAUAUUGUAAAAUGUAUUAUAUGUUCUAACUUGCUCUAUAUUUUUUCUACCAAGUUUUAAAAAUCAUAAAUGAAUAAAUAUAGUAAUUGUACAAAGAAGUAGUUUACUAGAUAAUGUUUAUUAAACAAAUGAAACAUUUAGGGGAGCAUGCCAUCCCUCACUGCCAAAUGUAAUUUCUCAGCCUGUGAUUGGUUACUGAAAGUUGAAACUAGUCAUUGAUUGGUCAGUAAGAGAAUCGAUUACCUAAAUGUUCCCAAUUCCCCCAUUCUGAUUGGCUCAGCCAUCCAGACGCAGCACUAAGUGGUGAGCAGUGAACGACAGCAUUUACUGUGUACAAUAAAAGCCACAAAUAUUGUACAUUUUUAUUGAAACUGAUUUUGAUAUUCGCAUUUUUCAGGUAUGGAUAUAAUAAGUUUACCAGAAAGUUUGUAUUUUUUGGAAACGAGAAAGAAGCAAACUGUGUAUUUUGUCAUAUUCUACAUCUUUCCUUAUAUGCCAUCAGUGCCAAAACACACUUUUUUGUAGCAUGGCAAAAUAUUAAUAAAAACAAGGAACUAAUGUGUCCUGAGAUACUGUCUGUCCUGUGAAGCCACACACACACACACACUGUAUCCUGC